UGGUAAGGAGAGGAUCGUGAAGGAGCUAGUUAACAUGGGGAACCAGCGGUUGCUGAAGAUGCAGGACAAAAGGGGAUACACUGCGCUUGCUCUUGUUGCUGAGUUAACGGACAACGUAGCUAUGGCGGAGAGGAUGGUUGUUAAAGGAGGAGAGGAGUUGCUAACCAUAAGGACCAAGCAAGACGAUGAUGAAUAUGUUGGUGGUUACAUCAACGACUACCAGAAUGGUGAGAUUCCGGUUCUCAUUGCUUCCAAGAAGGGUCACAAAGAAAUGACCACGUACCUGUUCUCUAAGACUCCUCCUCCUGUUUUCUUUGAGAAGGGAGGCCGUUAUGGAAUUAUGCUUCUUACGCGAUGCAUCUAUGCAGAAAUAUUCGAUGUUGCUGCCUCAUUGAUCCAACACAGGCUUAGUGGAGAAUUGCGAAUUGAUCCUGAAUCAGAAUCAGUGGACCUACGGCCCAUAUAUGCACUAGCUCACAUGCCUUCUGCAUUUCGUAGUGGAAGCCAGCUUGGAUUAUGGCAGAGAUUUAUUUAUCACUGUCUGAGGCUGAAGACACUCCUAAAGCUUUCUAAUAAAAGUAUGGAGAUUAUAUUACAUGUUGAUCCGGACGACACAAAGGCAAAUAUCUUGGCUAAUCUUAUUGCAACUUCUCCUUUAGACAAAAUCUCUAGUGGACUUCGAAAACUUCCGGGGGGUGAGAAAAUAUAUGAGAUGAAAAAGAACCAUCAUGUAGCAUGUGAGAUUCUGAAAUGGUUGAGCAAAAAAAUAUCGGAAUUAGACGAAACCAAGCUACAUAAGUGCUUAGCUUACGACUCCAUGUUGCACGCAGCAAAGUAUGGACUUGUUGAGUUCAUAGAUUCAAUGAGGCAUGCAAAUCCUGACCUUCUGUGGGCCAUGGACAAAAAUGAAAGAGGCAUAUUUUCACAUGCAAUUGCGUAUCGUCAUGACACAGUUUUCAGAUUCAUUCAUGAGAUCGAGGGGCGUAAAGAGAUGAUUGCAUCCCGUGAAGACGUCUUCGAUAAUAACAUUUUGCAUCUUGCAGCUGAACUAGGACCUUCCUCUUACCUUGGCAAAUUUCCCAAUUCAGCAUUGCAAAUGCAAAAAGAACUUCAAUGGUUUAAGGUCCUCUCUCUGACUCUUAAGUGUGUCUAUGCACUCACAUUCAUUUAAUAGCUGUUUGGUUUCAUUUUCAAUGAUUUUUAUUUUUGUAUAAAAAAAGAAAAAUAAUGGAAAAACAAAAAUAACCUUUUCACAUUUUUAUUGAAAUUUAUAUUACUGAUUUUAAAUGGUGAAAAUUUAAGUAUAAAACAAAAGAGAAUUAGAGAUUUAUAUAUACAGUGGUGACUAUUUGUAUAAAAAUGUCUUCGUAUAUUAAACAGUUUAGUUAAAUAUAUCAAAUUAUUUAACAAUUUUUAAUAAUUAUUCUCACAUGAAAACAUCUAGUCAUCAUUUGUAGGCUAUUAUGACUUGUUCAUCAAGUAAUGAUGUUAAAUAACAAUAAUAGCUUGCUGCUACUGGCUAUAACUGUUUCCAACUAUUUCAAACAAUCUCUAAUAAUUUCUAUUAACCUUUAACUACUUUAUCAGUUUUCUUAUCACUUGAACUCUUACUACUCAUCUUCUUAUGAGUUAUUCCCAUUUUUCAUCUAUAUAUAAAAAAUCAAUUAUCACAAUUUAUCUUUUCAUCUAUAUAA
This is a messenger RNA of Arachis ipaensis, 1694 nucleotides long. Lineage: Eukaryota; Viridiplantae; Streptophyta; Magnoliopsida; Fabales; Fabaceae. The record is from RefSeq and is a predicted model, not a curated record.